Molecule: messenger RNA, 276 nt
Organism: Acaulospora morrowiae
Lineage: Eukaryota; Fungi; Glomeromycota; Glomeromycetes; Diversisporales; Acaulosporaceae
Source: the annotation of a GenBank genome assembly
AUGAAGAUAGAAAUAAGAUACACGAAUAAUAUUUUCUCCCUGGAAUCAAAAACUGAAACACCCAGAUCUCCUCCAAAUACUCCUGCUUUAAAUAAGGCAAUAAAUCAAACCAGCCUUCAUACAGAAUCAUAUACCAUGUAUAAUCCCAACCAAAUUAGUUCUUUUAUACCCACAACACCCAAUAACAGCACAGAAAUAGAAAUUGAUAAGCAGAAUAUACUAGCCACUGUUCUGAUACAACUUAACUCAACUUUAGCCACAGUUGCUAUCUCCUAA